CCUUUACAAAUCAUCGCGAGAUCGUUUAAGUGAUAUUCGAGACUAGAGACGGAUAUCCGGUCUCUUUCCCUGGCGGACUGUCGUUGGGUCGGUUUGGCAAUAUGAAGCUGAACAUCUCAUUUCCCGCUACUGGUUGCCAGAAGUUAAUUGAAGUUGAUGAUGAGCGAAAGCUGCGGACAUUCUAUGAAAAGCGUAUGGCCACUGAAGUGUCUGCUGACCCUCUCGGAGAUGAAUGGAAGGGUUAUGUGGUUCGCAUCAGCGGAGGCAACGACAAGCAGGGCUUCCCCAUGAAGCAAGGUGUGCUUACUCAUGGCCGUGUGCGUCUGCUCCUCAGCAAGGGUCACUCCUGUUACCGCCCCCGCAGGACUGGCGAGCGCAAGCGCAAGUCUGUCCGUGGUUGCAUUGUCGAUGCCAACCUCAGCGUUCUCAACUUGGUCAUCGUCAGGAAAGGUGAGAAGGACAUUCCCGGACUGACUGACAGCACUGUCCCACGCCGCCUUGGUCCCAAGAGGGCCAGCAAAAUUCGCAAGCUCUUCAACUUGGCUAAGGAGGAUGAUGUGAGGCAGUAUGUUGUGAGGAGACCCCUGACUAAAGAAGGGAAGAAGCCUAGAACUAAGGCUCCCAAGAUCCAGAGACUGGUGACGCCUCGUGUGCUGCAGCACAAGCGCCGUCGUAUUGCCCUCAAGAAACAGCGCACCCAGAAGAACAAGGAGGAGGCCUCUGAGUACGCCAAGCUGCUGGCCAAGAGGAUGAAGGAAGCUAAGGAGAAGCGCCAGGAACAGAUCGCCAAGAGGCGCCGUCUUUCUUCUCUGAGGGCAUCCACAUCAAAGUCGGAGUCUAGCCAGAAGUGAAAUUCACAACUGAAAUAAAAUUAAAUGAACAUAA
This is a messenger RNA of Melanotaenia boesemani (Boeseman's rainbowfish), 885 nucleotides long. It is a transcript of the gene rps6, whose product is annotated as ribosomal protein S6. NCBI's taxonomy places the organism in Eukaryota, Metazoa, Chordata, Actinopteri, Atheriniformes, Melanotaeniidae. The coding region runs from base 102 to 851 and encodes 249 amino acids. Gene Ontology annotation, biological process: translation. Gene Ontology annotation, molecular function: structural constituent of ribosome. Gene Ontology annotation, cellular component: ribosome. The transcript has 6 exons. The record is from RefSeq and is a predicted model, not a curated record.